AUGUCGAGGUUUAGUACAGAUCUCAUGAAUUUAGUUAUUUUGUUGGUUUUAGUAAUCUAUUAUAGUUUGGAGAAUGCAACAUGUAAUGCUAGGUCACAAGAGUCAAGUAUUGAGAAUUUUUAUGUCUUUAAUGUCUUAGAUUAUGGUGCUAAAGGUGAUGGAAUCACAUAUGACACCAAAGCAUUUGAAGCAACAUGGAUUGAAGCUUGCAAAGUUGAAGGUUCAGUUAUGAUGGUUCCAUCAGAUUAUGAUUUCCUAGUUGGUCCUAUCACUUUUUCAGGGUCACAUUGUGAGAAAAACAUUGUUUUCCAGUUGGAUGGGAGAAUUAUAGCACCAACAAACCCUAAAGUGUGGGGUGUAUUACAAUGGCUUGAAUUCUCAAAGCUAAAUGGAAUAUAUGUUAAGGGAAAAGGCAUUAUUGAUGGCCAAGGAUCAGUCUGGUGGAAUAGCAAAUCAAAAGGAAAAAUGCCCAGAACAAGACCAGCAGCACUGAAGUUCCAUGGAAGUUUCAAUGUAGUUGUAACAGGCAUAACAAUCCAAAACAGUCCCAAAGCACAUCUCAAGUUUGAUCAUUGUGUGGCUGUUCAAGUUUAUGGGAUAACAGUUUCAUCCCCUGGAGAUAGCCCAAAUACUGAUGGAAUUCACCUUCACAACUCACAAAAUGUUGUCAUUAACAGCAGUGAUAUUGCUUGUGGAGAUGACUGUAUAUCUAUACAAACAGGAAGUUCAGCUGUGUUCAUUCAUGAUGUGAAUUGUGGACCUGGACAUGGAUUCAGCAUAGGAGGGCUAGGAAAAGACAACACAAAAGCCUGUGUUUCUAAUAUAACAGUUCAGGAUUCAACACUACAAAACACUAUGACUGGUGUAAGAAUCAAAACAUGGCAGGGAGGCUCAGGCUCAGUUCAUGGAAUCACGUUCUCAAAUAUCCAUGUCUCAGAUGUGAAAAUACCAAUAAUGAUAGAUCAAUUCUAUUGUGACAAAAGAAAAUGUGGUAACCACACAUCAGCAGUAGCAAUAUCAGGAGUUUCAUAUCAAUCCAUAGAAGGAACUUAUUCAUAUAAACCAGUUCAUUUUGCGUGUAGUGACUCUGUGCCAUGCACAGGUGUUUCCCUUGCAGAUAUAAAGCUUAAACCUUCAUUAGAAAAGAAGCAUUUUUAUGGACCGUAUUGUUGGGAAACUUAUGGAGAAUUGAGAACAAACACAACCCCUCCUAUUGAUUGUAUUCAACCUGAUAAAAGAAUCCCUAGUUAUGAUUCUUGUUGAUUAAAUCAAAAUAAAGGAUUGUACUCUCAUUCAGUUGUAUGAAUUGUCCUAUAUUCGAUGUUAUCUUUCAGACUAGUUUUCUGUCUAUGCAUAGUUCUGCAAGACCUUCUUAUCUACCUCCUCGAGGUAGUGGUAAGGUCUGCAUACACUCUACCCUCCCCAGACAGUGUUUCACUAGGUAUGUUGUUGUCAUUGUUAUUGUAAGACCAUAUUGUAUGAAAUAGCUACUUUUAUGUAUAUUAUUAUCCAGAAGAUCACAGAAUAAGAGGACAUUUAAUUGCAUAUCCCUCUAUAAUCCCGAUACCUCUCAUUUUCUGCUGUGCAAUAACAGUAUCAACUUUGUAGUAUACCAUAACAGAAAGAGAAACAGUAUACCAUUCAAAAAAAUGAUCUGUGUAAACAGCUUAAUGUACACACCUAUUUGCUACCUCAUUUCUGAAUCCAAGUACUUCAAUAUCCCACAAGAGUCAGCGUCAGUAGCUCCUUUAUUGUUUUCUAACAUCACAGUUAUCUGAGCAAGGGACAAAUGAUUCCAUUU
Solanum lycopersicum (tomato) is the source of this 1801-nucleotide messenger RNA. The record is from RefSeq and is a predicted model, not a curated record. NCBI's taxonomy places the organism in Eukaryota, Viridiplantae, Streptophyta, Magnoliopsida, Solanales, Solanaceae.